Molecule: messenger RNA, 3455 nt
Organism: Stegodyphus dumicola
Lineage: Eukaryota; Metazoa; Arthropoda; Arachnida; Araneae; Eresidae
Source: RefSeq, a predicted model, not a curated record
AUUUACCUUAAGAGCGUCAAAAUUACAUGUAAUUUUUAUCAGCGAUUUGAUUUCUCAGUUCUAAUGGAAGGCAAGAUUCAGAUUAUGGGGAAUAUUUAUUGGAGUAAUCUUUAUCAAAAGUAGAGGCAAAAAAUGGAAAAGCAGUAUAUACCAAGAGGAUGUAUCCAAAUGAGCACUGGAAGCGAUCAACAGCCAUUGCAGUUGAUAUUAGGUAAUAGGGACAAUAAUCUAGAAAUAAAUUUCACUCCCGGGAAGUGUAGGAAGACUAAAGCUUUUCAUAUGAACAGAGAGUUGUGGAUACCACCACCUGCCAAAACCACGCGUAGAAUAAGACCUUGUUGUUUGUACAAGUAUCCAACAAAUGAAAUAACGUUACAUUUACAAGAUGAUAGAAGCUGUUCCACAUACGGACUGCCAAUGGUAAUUGAAUCAAAACACCUUGAAAAUUUUAAAGCCAUUCUUUAUCCUUAUUGUGAAAAUAGAGAAGUCAGAAUUGACAGAAAAGUUUCACAAAAGGGCAUCGAAGAUUGCAAAAAACACAUAGAAACAAAUUAUAUAGCCCAAUGUAAUGUAUUAAAGGAAUCUGAGAAACUACUCAAUGAGCAAGAAAAUAAGAGAAAAGCUUUAAAGCGAUAUAUUAGUGUACUAAAAAAGAACAUGGAUGAUAUAAAUAGAUCAAUAAGCGAAGUCAGAAAUAUCAGAAAUAGCGACCAUGAGCUAGGACUGGAAAAGAAUGUGAGCACACAAUGGAAUGCACCCGAAAUCUGUAAAGAAGACAUGCAUGAAAUGCGCUUUAUGAAACCAAGUCGCACUAUGGACACUGGCAAAGAACAUGAUUCUGAUCGGGACAUAGUUGACAAAUGUUCUGAUCAUAAACAUUUUGAGAUUACUGCCACCCCUAGAACCAGCUCUUUUGAAAUAAAACGUGAUCAGCGAGAGUAUAAAGAACAUAGAUUCCCAGCAGCAGCAAAUGGAAAAAGCGAAAGCAGCAGUGAAAGUGAUCAACGCAGUAAUAAAGAAGUUGAAAAUUUAAUGAUGAAACUAGCAAAUAGUAUACGUAUUUCAAAGCAGUUGAUUGAUGCCAUAUAUGAGCAAGAAGGGGAUGUAAAUGUCUUGCAAAGGAAGUACAUCAAAGGCGCAGAAGCAUUGUAUAAUAGCCAACAAAAGUUAUUAGAAGAACUGAACCAAGUAAAAGAUAUUGGCAGCAGUGCUUCAUCUAGAAACGGCAAGAAAGAAGGUAGAUUUAGUUGCUCUGAUCAUGAAAACCUUUUAAAGAAGACUAGUGGUGUGCAUGACAGUACUUUUCAGCUUGACGAUUUCGAAAUUGACGCAAACAAUACUAUCAAUAAAAUAAAGCACAAAAAGGUAAAACUUACCUCUUCCCCUUGUUUUGAAAUACACAAGCAAAAGCAUAUUCUUGAAGAACAAUUAGCUCAAGCUCGUUCAGAAUUAAAAGAUCUACAAAAUAAACUAGAAACUUCAAAAUGUUUAGGAAUUAAAAGCUUAACAAUUGACAAUAAAGAAAAGUUAAAAGAUGGAGAGUCUAAGGAAAUGACAAAGGAAGUAGCAGAUUCGAAAAUGUUUAAAUCAAGCAAAAAUCACAUAAAGCCAAGUUCGGAAGAAAUUCCGGUUUACUUUUUAAAAGAAUUUAACUCCCAUGAAAUUUUGCAUAGGAAAGCAGAGAAACCUAAGCCUUCAACACCCCAGGCACAAUUACCACCACAUUUGCUCGAAGACUUAGAUCCCAUACACGAAACUUCAUCAUAUGAAGAUCAGCAUCAAUUUUCAACAAAAAAGUCAUCAUCAGAUAAUCUAAUAAGACCAAUAAGUGAAAAUGAAGUUUCGGAAUUCAAAAAACUGUCUUCUGAAACACGAAAAAGCUCAUUGCCUGCCCAGGAUUCUGAAGAGAAAAGGAAAACAGAUAAAAUCAAUGAAAAGUAUCCAUUGAUUGUAAAAGUGGAUAAAUAUGACAAAAUGCCUCAUUCUGGUACAUCAAAAGAUGAAGACUCUUUUAAAGAAUCUUACCUUUUCAAUCAAAAGUCGUAUAGUAAAACAGCAAGUAAUGAAAGAAAUCAUAUUAACAAUUUUAUUAACCGAAGACCAGCUGAUGCAAUGCUUUCAGAAGAUAGUUCAAAUUCAAGAAAAUUCUAUCCUUUAAUUCCAGUACAAGAAUCUUUCGACUCUGAUAAAUUUGAUGAGGUGUCUCCUUCUGUCACACAUAAGGAUCAGGACUCUUUUAAAGAACCUAACCUUUUCAAUCAAAGGUCGCAUAGUAAAACAGCAAGCAAUGAAAAAAAGCAUACCAACGGUUUUAUUGACCGAAGAUCAACUGAUGCAAUGUUACUAGAAGAUAGUUCAAAUUCAAGACAAUUUCAUCCUGUAACGCCGGUAGAUAGAUCUUCUGACUCUUUCGGGACUCCAGACACUUUAAUAUAUGGAAGCCUUGAUGAAACGUCAGAGGAGUUGGAUCCGAAUGAAAUUCACACGGCAACAAAUGCAAAACUGAGACAAAUGCAAGAUAUGAGUAAGCUAGCCAACAAGAACAGCUCAGGAUUUGAAAUGAGAGGAAGAAGUAAAAGUGAACCUUAUGGCACCACAUUUGAGAAAUCACCUGAGAAAGAACGCAGCAGAGGUUACAGCUGUUUUGCUCCCAUAGGAAAACAGGAACGUUUGUCAGGUUUUCAAGACUCUGAAGUAGCACGUAGAAAAGGGAUUCGUGCUUUCUAUCGCGAACAUUACCCCACUGAAAAUAAAAAAACUUUAGAUCAAGAGGUAUACGAGGAAACUGAUCCAAAAUAUUCACAUCAAAUUUCAGAACGGCAAGCGGAAUCAGAACAGUUACAACAGUUUUCUGGUAAGAGAUCUGCAGACAAUGGAUUAAGUUUAGAUCACUCCGAUAAGGAAUCCAGUGAGGAAUUACAUUCAUAUGAUCUCCCUUCGAGUUUCAUGAACAUGCACUCAAGUGAAGAUAGUGAUUUCGAUGGAAAAAGAAGAAAAAGCAAACUGCAGUCGACACCAUUGCCAAACCGUUUUCUACUACACCCAGACAUAAGGAACAGUGCAUUGCCUCGUGAAUCUCAAACUUUUUCUUCACCUAGCACCUCCACAAAUUGGGCAAGUCCUAAUCUAAAAUAUGUUAUUACAACAACGCCAGAUAAAUCAGAUCUUCCCCUCAGGAGAAAGCUUUUUGAAAGUAACAGACCAUACAGAAGUUCACCAGAAAUUUCAGACAUGCAAAAGGCAAGUUACAAAAUAAAUACUUUGUAUCAUCAAAUUAUGUCUUAAACCUGAUAUAGAAUAUUGGCCAAACAUAUGAUCUGAUCUUGCCUAUAAUUUAUUACAAAAUAAUUAAAUAUCUCCAACAUUAUAGGUUUGAAGAAUUUAAAUUUCAUUUAUAUGUAUGAAUGUAUGUUGUCUAUAAUUUAUAAGUUGAUUGUGAAUAUGCUAAAAGCAUA